Messenger RNA from Lolium perenne, 2217 nucleotides. RefSeq lists its product as uncharacterized. Lineage: Eukaryota; Viridiplantae; Streptophyta; Magnoliopsida; Poales; Poaceae. Gene Ontology annotation, molecular function: protein binding. The record is from RefSeq and is a predicted model, not a curated record.
GGGAGGAAGAAGAAGAUGGCAGCAGCAGCGGUCUCCUCCUCCUCGCCGUGCUGCUCCACCACUCCACUCCCUUCUUCUUCCUCGCGCCCUCUCUUCCUCCUCCUCCUCCCGAGGCCCUCCAGCCUCCGCCUCCCCAUCCGCUCCCGCCGGCGACCUAUCCGCUCCACCAGCACAUCCUACAACGGUUGGGCCGACCUCCCCGCCGCCGACCCGGACCCCGCGUUCUUCCGCAUCGCCGCCGGCCCCAACGCCCCGCUCCUCCUCCUCCUCCUCCCCGCCGUCGCCGCCCUCUCCCUCUCCCGCCUCCCGCCCAUCCCGCUCCUCGCCGCCACCUUCGCCGCCGGCUUCGCCACCGCCAGGCACCUCUCCCCUGCCCCCGCCCCCUCCCACCACCACCGCCUCGCCGCCCUCCUCGCGGAUCUCGACGCCCGCCUCCUCUCCUUCAAGGACCGCCUCCUCUCCAGCACCCCCGACGACGACGAGGGGAUCGCCCUCCAGUCCCUCGACCGCGCGCGGGAUGCGGUCCUGGAGUGCGCGGCCGCCGUGUAUGGAGGCACCAACGCCAACGGCGCCGCGCCGGAGGGCGACGCGCUGCGCGAUGUGGCCAGGGAGGUCGCCGGCUACUUCGGGACCUGGGCCAAGGACGCCCUGCGGGAGCUCAGCUUCAGCUCUCCGCGCAAGAAACCCGUCGUCCCCAAGGUCGUCGCCCCUGCUGCUGCUACUGCCGUGACCGAUUCCAAAGUUGAUCCAGACGCUGCCGGUGUAGCUCAUGCUCAGCAAGGGGACGGGGAUAAACACACGGGGUCGAUCCGUGCAGGUGCGAAACGCACCGGCAUUGGUGAAGACAAGCAGUUGGGUUCAGCGGUCGUCGGGACCGCAAGGCCGCUCGGCAUGCUGCCGUUCGACGGACAGGAUGCCGAUGAUAGGGCGGACGAUGCAGGGUUCAGUUCUGAGAGUGGGCAGGGAGACGACCGGUUGGAGAGGCUGGUGUUCAAGCACAGGCACGGGCGCGGUGCACGGAACGACGACCCCUUCGCAUUUGAAGACGGCGGUGGGUUUGCAACUGAAUCCACCGAGUCCUCUUUGCUCGAGAGGACGCUCGAGAUCCGGGACAGGUCCUACCGGUUGAAGAUUGAGCGCCGCAACGGCGGCGAGAGCCGAGCAAGUGGAGCACAGAAGAAACCAGCUGAUGAAUUCACUGCCAGUGCUGAUGAACCUGCACUUGCAGAAGAUGGGGCCAUCAGUUCAGACGCUGAAGAGUUCAGCCGCAACGUGAAGGAGGCUGCGGAGAUCCUGAGGAAGGCGAGGGAGUGCAUGAUGGCCAGGGAUGACGAAGAAGCCGCGGACGCGCUGCUGUACAGGUCAGCAAGCCUUCUGUCCACAGCUGUAGCGUUGAGGCCGACGAGCUUGGCAGCGGUGGGUCAGCUAGGGAACACGUACCUCCUCCAUGGAGAGCUCAAGCUCAAGAUCAGCCGCGAGCUGAGGACGCUGUUGGCCAACAGCGGAGCUUAUCUGAGUGGAAGAGAGCGUGUCUCGCGGUCCAGGAAGCUGGACAGAAGGAUACUGAACAGAGACAACAUUUCGUCGGCGCUGGUUGAUGUUUGCGAGGAGUGUGAGAGCCUCCUUGUUGAGGCUGGGAGAAGCUAUAGAAUGGCUGUGUCAAUUGAUUCGGGUGAUGUCAAGGCGUUGUACAAUUGGGGACUGGCGCUUACUUUCCGUGGCCAACUGCUCGCCGACAUCGGACCGGAAGCGGCAGUUGAUGCAGAUCGGGUGUACUUGGCUGCGAUCGAUAAGUUUGACGCCAUGUUAUCCAAAAGCAACACCUACGCUCCAGAAGCUCUCUACCGAUGGGGCAGCACGCUGCAGCAGCGAUCCCAGUUGCGCUCUCGGAACAACAAGGAGAAGAUCAGGCUUCUGGAGCAGGCAAAGAGUUUGUUUGAAGACGUCCUGUACGUAGAGGGCAACAACAAGAUGGUCAGGGAAGCGCUGUCGUCGUGCAUAUCGGAGCUUAACUACCAUGGACGAUGGCUGCAGUGAAUCGGCAUGGGGGAAGCCACUAGGUAUAUGUUGUAUUAGCAAUUUAAGAUUGAAAAUAUAGCUGAAUGAAAUACUAAGAUAAAGCAAGCUGUAUGAAGGUUAGAGAAAUAAUUUACUGCGGUGAGAAAGUCGCUACUGUAAAAUGAGAGGAAAUAAAAUGACUUGGCAUUUCAACAGGAA